AUGUUUUCAGCCUUAAGUCUGCAUGAGACGGCAUACAUUCCGACGGCGUUGCCGCCUGUGAGCAUUGUGAGCAGUCGCAGGUCCAAAAGAGUAUGGAACAGACUCCAGCGACUCCAGGCUGUGGCCAUAGCCGCGCCCAGGGCAUGUCGCAAAAUCCGCAGAAGAGCUCAGUCCGAAACUCUUUGGGUCAAUCUUCUGAAACAUUCUGCAAACAAACUUAACGAACUUAGUGAAGAUUGGAAGAAGUUGGAAGUAGAUGCAUGCAAAGUUGAGAUUGACCAGCUUCAAUCCGAUGAAGAAUCCUUUCGGGAGUUGCUGAAAAGAUGUCCUUGGGGUGAUCCAAGCACAACAGCUUUCGCGCCACAACGUGUUUCCCGCGAUGUUGUCGUCUCUUCUCAUGGCCUGGCAACCCGUGCCAUAGUCGAAUGCGAGUUGUCACGUGCCUUUUGGGAGCUUCGAAGGGUAACUGCCAGCGAUGACUCAAACGCCGAAGAGCAGGGAAAGCAGGUGCGUAUUUUGUCCAAAGCGGCAAUCCAUCACUUGCGGCUUCUGGAAAUUGAAAAGGCACAUGCCUGCUUGACCAGAGCUUACAGCUUGAGCUGUUCAUGGUCUCCAUUGGAUGGCGGUAACUUUGAUGUGGGUUUCCUGGAAUAUACAACCAAGCUGGUGGCGGCAAAAUCUUUCAAAUUCCCAGCCGCAGCCAAGUGCUCGGAAUUGGAGUUGAUCCGCCAGCGCCUUCGCGAAGUGAAGUACACAGAGGCCAAGGUGCUCUCCGCAUGUGGUGCCUUGUCGCUAUCACAACUUUCUCGGGGCUCAAUGACGCAGCAAUUUGAAAAGCACUUGAGCGCAUGGCAUGAAGAGAGCCCAGAUGAAGAAAGCUCACAGAGAUCCAUACUAGUCGACCUUGUGCUUGUGUUUCUCUUGCACAAGGCAAUUCCUGCAGACAGGCUGCACACGGCCCUGGGACAAGACGUUUUCCAAAUACUGCUUGAUCAUCAUGUCUUGUGCAAGACACAAGAAGCUGAUGAAGCUGCAAAUGUUGAGUCCAUGAAGCAUCAAAAUGUCUUGGCAAGUGUUGCCUUGUGGCCAGUGGGGAUGGAUCUUGUUCUCGCCACAGACUUUGAAUCUACAUGUUUCUCAGAUUCUACAGAGCCUGCAAUGUACUUGUCCCAAGACUCCCUUGCUUUAAUGACUGCCGCCCCUCGAAGACCAGUUCACAGGUUGCUUGAUUUGUGCUGCGGCUGUGGAAUCCAAGGGCUAAUGGCUUUGCACAGUUAUGCUGAAGCUGCUGUUUUUGUGGAUGUUAAUCCACGGUGCCUCAGUUUUGCGGCAUUUAAUUUGUCUCUAAACGGACUGCGAGACAAAUGCGAAUGCCUUUUGCAAAAGGACAUUCGUCACGACAGUAUGCCCCCCCUUGGGACUUUCGAUGCAAUUUUAGCAAAUCCGCCCUUUAUGCCAAAUCCACAAAAUAUAGCUACUGGCGCGAGCCUGUUGUUUGGCAACGGUGGCGAUGAUGGCGAAGACGUGUUCUCUGUUGCUGUUUCCUUUGCAAGUAAACAUAUGCGAUCGCGUGGGCACUUUGUUGCCGUGUCCAAGACUCCAAACAUUGAUGAUUUUCCGCAGCGGCUGCGCUCAUGGUGGACAGGAACUUGCAAAGGAUCAGCACAAGUAUUCCGUGGACCCCCCGUUGGCGCACAAGAAUACAUGCCAACAGCAAUCAGCAGCGGAGUAGAGCCCAUCCGAUACCAGCAAGCCCUACGAGAACAGGGAAUUUACAGUUUGUCUCAAAUUCUCCUUUUUAUCAGACUUGGAAAAGGGGGCAAGAAUUCAGAAAACCAAGAUGAUUCAACUGUUUUGGACAUCUCUGUGUCUCGAAAUGUUCACAAAGCCUUUUGGCUAAACGUGGAGGCGCUGCGAGAAAUUAGAACAGAGCUGGAAAAGUCAAGGUCCACCUCUCAAAGCGUGAUGCAUGAUGAUGCACGCAAAUGUUGAG
Molecule: messenger RNA, 1993 nt
Organism: Cladocopium goreaui
Lineage: Eukaryota; Dinophyceae; Suessiales; Symbiodiniaceae
Source: the annotation of a GenBank genome assembly